CUAGCCGCGUCGCGUUUGGCUCGCAAGGUGGAAAGCAAACAAGCGUAGCAAACCGCUAAUGCCUAUAACGCAGAAAGUGGACGUGGAACAUGCACGACAACCGCAAAGCUCUGUUCGACUCCAAGAAGAGUAUCUUACCAGCCAUGGACUUGGAGAACUACGAAAUCGUGUUUCUGGUUGUCAUGCUGAGCAUGUUCGGCUUCAGUCUGUGGUUUCUGCUCACAACACCCUUCGAUAAUCCUCAUGUCGCCGCGCAUGAUCACGAUAUUUUCGAAGAGGUGGCGUCCAAAAUCGACCCAAAUCACCUGAUGUACAGCCCGGGCACGAUCGCGUACAGGCGAAGAACGAGAAUGGCGCUGGCGGAGGCGAUGCGUGAGGAGACUGAGGGGCGCAAUGAAGCACCAAUGGACACCACAGAAGAUAAUGCAUCGACGGGAGACGAGGAAGAAAUUGAGAAGUCGCCGUACGUCACCGCCGAGGAAAGGGCGCUGGGUAUUCUUUAA
Cercospora beticola is the source of this 503-nucleotide messenger RNA. RefSeq lists its product as uncharacterized. The record is from RefSeq and is a predicted model, not a curated record. NCBI's taxonomy places the organism in Eukaryota, Fungi, Ascomycota, Dothideomycetes, Mycosphaerellales, Mycosphaerellaceae.